This is a messenger RNA of Euleptes europaea (tarantolino), 945 nucleotides long. Its product is annotated as olfactory receptor 5V1-like. Gene Ontology annotation, biological process: G protein-coupled receptor signaling pathway. Gene Ontology annotation, cellular component: membrane. The record is from RefSeq and is a predicted model, not a curated record. Bases 1 to 945 code for a protein of 314 amino acids. Lineage: Eukaryota; Metazoa; Chordata; Lepidosauria; Squamata; Sphaerodactylidae. Gene Ontology annotation, molecular function: G protein-coupled receptor activity; olfactory receptor activity. The transcript has a single exon.
AUGGAGCCUCCCCACCAAAUAUUGCAGAAUGUCACAGCAGUCACUGAAUUUAUACUCCUGGGACUCUCCAGCAACCCUAAAACACAACUGAUUCUCUUUGCUGUCUUUCUCCUUAUCUACUUGAUGGCACUGACCGGGAAUAUUCUUAUCCUUCUUGCCAUCAGCUUGGACAACAAACUUCAUAGCCCCAUGUACUUCUUCCUGGGCAACCUUUCUGUGGUAGACAUUGGAUAUACAACAUCCACUGUUCCCAAGAUGAUGAUGAAUUAUCUGUCUCAUGAGAGAACUAUCUCUCUAUCUGGUUGCUUAUCCCAACUAUACUUCUUCAUCUCCUUUGGCGGCAUUGAAUGCCUCCUGCUGGCUGUCAUGGCAUACGACCGAUACGUUGCCAUUUGCCAUCCCCUGCAUUACAGUGGGUUCAUGAGCCACAAAGUCUGUGCCUCUUUAGCAGCCACUGCUUGGAUUCUGGGCUUGGCUAAUUCAGGUGUACACUCUGGCCUGAUAUCCCUUUUGUCUUUCUGCCAGGACAACGUCAUCCAUCACUUUUUCUGUGACAUCCCGUCCCUUUUGCAGCUUUCUUGCUCCAACACACAAGUCAAUCACACUGUUCUCUUUGUGGUGGGUGGGAGUGUGGGCAUUGGUUCCUUUGUGUUUACACUAGUGUCUUAUGUCUACAUAGUUGCAUCCAUCCUCAGGAUCCAAACAAAAGAUGGGCGUCUCAAAACCUUCUCCACCUGUGCUUCUCACCUGACUGUAGUCAACAUAUUUUAUGGCACUGGAAUCUUUACAUACUUUAUCCCCAGCUCUGCUUCUUCUCAUAAAAAGAAUCAGGCCCUGUCUGUUAUGUAUGGGAUUGUUGCACCUAUGCUUAAUCCAAUAAUAUACUGCUUGAGGAACAAGGAUGUACAAAACGCCCUUCAGAAAGCUAUAGGCAAGGUGCAGUAG